Messenger RNA from Gongylonema pulchrum, 2073 nucleotides. Lineage: Eukaryota; Metazoa; Nematoda; Chromadorea; Rhabditida; Gongylonematidae. The record is from the annotation of a GenBank genome assembly.
AUGUGGGUGAUCGACUUCUUUUUGGCCAUUCUCAAUGAAUUUGCGCGCGGCUCUUAUCCAAGGGAUAUCUCAUCCAUCAGUGAACGUUUUGCGAUGGAUGCUUCCCAACGAGAACGACUCAAAAAUGCUUUACAGGGACUGGUGCUAAAGGUGGAGUAUGAUGGUAGACAUAUGAAAUUUGUUGAUGUUGGUCAACCGGCACGAGUUCAGCGUUUCCAACUGAUGCGAGACGAAAAAUUUGUACGCGAGCUCACCGUUGAAGAAUAUUUCGCCGAAUAUAAAAAUAUAAGACUUCAUUUCCCGAAUCUACCUGUAUUGGUAUGUGGGAAGAGAUCGAAAGCAGAAUAUUACCCAAUGGAAUUGAUGCGACUCUCCGACAAAGCACAACGUGUGAAGAAGCGUUUAACACCGGUCCAGCUUGCCAGGCUUAUCAGGGGGACAGCACUAAGCCCGUUGGAACGGUUUAAAAGGAUCGAUUGGUUCCUUGAGGGCAUGAAAAUAGCCACAGACGACGAAUUCUUGCAAAAUUUUGGAGUCUCGUUCCCGUCUCUCAAUGAAGAUCAAGAAACGGAAUUGGAACCGGAACGUGGUUCCUGGCGUCUGGAUGAUCAAUUCGUGCAAACUCCCAGUGGUGUUGUGAUGGCAUUCGUCUGUGUCGAUGAAGCAAUCAGUUAUCCACAGUUCGCGUUUUUUUUCAAGGGGACAGCAUUAAGCCCGUUGGAACGGUUUAAAAGGAUUGAUUGGUUCCUUGAAGGUAUGAAAAUAGCCACAGACGACGAAUUCUUGCAAAAUUUUGGAGUCUCGUUCCCGUCUCUCAAUGAAAAUCAAGAAACGGAAUUGGAACCGGAACGUGGUUCCUGGCGUCUGGAUGAUCAAUUCGUGCAAACUCCCAGUGGUGUUGUGAUGGCAUUCGUCUGUGUCGAUGAAGCAAUCAGUUAUCCACAGUUCGCGGAAGCGUUACCGACACUAAUUCGUACGUGUGAGUAUUUUGGCUUCAAAUUUGCGGACGAUCGUCACAAUGCGGACAGCGUGCGAACAUAUCAGUGGAACACACGAUAUGUGGAACUCACGGACCACGUACUCGAUUUCAAGAAAAAAUGCGCCAAUAUAGCAGCAGGGAAGAGAAUUGUGGUCAAACCUAUACUGGUUUUUAUUGUUGCACAGGCGAAAGAUGAAAUUUACGGAAUGAUCAAGACAGCCUGUGAUCAGGAGGAAGGUAUUGCAUGCCAGGUGGUACGCACAGAAACAUUCAUGAAAAUGCGUGGAGGUGGUGAACGAAAUACCGUUGCACGCAAUCUUUGUAUGAAAAUUAACGCCAAACUUGGUGGCAUCAACAAUGAGCUGGCAGGAAAUCGUCACAACUGGCAGAAAUUCACGGAUGAACGAGAUCCAACACUUUUCAUUGGCAUUGAUGUGACGCAUCCACCAUCCGGCGACACUGCGAGCCCAUCAGUUGCAGCUGUUGUGGGAUCGUUGAAUAUCGCUGCAACCAGGUAUGCUGCCUCCAUAAAAAUUCAGCAUCGCAACAAAGAAAAGGUGGCAUACGUUGUUGACGCAUUCCGGGCGCGUAUCGUCGAUUUUGAACUGCAAACUGGUCGUAAGCCACAGCACAUCGUGGUACUUCGAGAUGGUGUUUCGGAUACUGAAUUUCUGGAUGUAAUGAACGAGGAGUUGCUGUAUCUCAAAUCAGCAGCGCAUCAGCUGGCGCAUGACUACAAACCGACCGUUUCGUAUGCCGUAAUACAGAAGCGACAUCACACUCGUUUUAUGAGUGAAAAUGAUCGAGCUGGCCGGAGGCAGGAGAAGAGAUUUCACAAGGAUACCUCAAAUAAUGAUAAAAAUGUGCCACCGGGAACAGUAGUGGAUCGUGCAGUGACGAGUUGCUCCACCUUUGAUUUCUACCUCUGCUCACACUACGGCGCUCUGGGAACCUCAAAACCGGCUCACUAUACUGUUCUGUACGAUUCAUGGCAGUUAACAGCCGAUGAAUGGCAGGCCUACAGGUAUAUUCUCUUCAGAAUUGAAAAAUAUAACGUAUCAUUGCACGGUAUGUGGAUGCAUCCUUUCAGUUAA